AUGGUCGUACCAAUUGAUAAUCACUUCGACUUCAUUGUCGUUGAAGGUGGAACUGGAGGCAACACAGUUGCCGGCCGUCUGGCUGAGAACGCUAACGUGAAAGUCCUGAUCAUCGAAGCCGGUCCCGGACACAACAAAGACAUCCCCGAGAUCCAGACUCCAGCACGCGCUUUCGAGCUCCGUGGAAGCCAAUAUGACUGGGCUUACAAAACUACCAUGAUCGACCGCGAAGAUUACACCCGAGUAGAAACGCCCAACACUCGUGGAAAGGUCUUGGGAGGUAGUAGUGCUCUUAAUUAUUACACCUGGAUCCGAGGUAGCAAAGCUACUUUUGACGAUUGGGAGGAAUAUGGUGGUUCAAGCUGGACUUGGGAUCAAUGCAAGGAGUAUUUCGACAAGCCAGCCAACUACCACGAUGAUAGCCAUCUGUAUAAUCCAGAUUUGGCGAAGCAUGGUCGUAAUGGUCCACUAGAUGUUGCUGUUUCUGAUAUGGUGCCUGAGCUCGAGCCAUUCCGUAAAGCAUUGUCCAGUGCGUGGGUCAGCAAGGGAGGAAUCCUUAAUGACGAGAUCUACAAUGGAGAAAUGCACGGAUUGGCUCGUUGCAUGAAUACUAUUUACAAAGGUGUACGCUCUACAUCUGCCCUCUUCCUCAAAGGAAAACCAAACAUCACUAUUCUCGGCCACACUCACGCCAAACAGAUUCUCAUCGAAGAUGGAGCCGCUACCGGAGUCGUAGUAAUUACAGCUGAAGCCGACGAACUAACCAUCCGAGCCAAAAAGGAUAUCAUCGUCUCAUCUGGCGUGUAUGAAACUCCCAAACUGCUCAUGUUAUCUGGAAUUGGCUCCGUCGAAGAACUUGCUCCUCAUGGGAUCGACGUCAAGGUCGAAUCACAACACGUUGGGAAGAAUCUUCUCGACCACCCCAUCAUGCCCCACGUUUUUAGACUCAAAGACGGCCUAGGACUCGAAGAUCAUCUCCUACGAGCCGGUCCCCAACACGAUGGUGCUAUUAGCGCCUACCGAAAGAAUAAGAGUGGUCCAUACAGUAGUGGUCUUCUCGAACUCGUUGGUCUGCCUCGCAUCGACGAAUAUCUCGCGACAAGCAAAGACGAUGCCUUCCAAUGGCAUAUCCCUACACCACCUGCGGGAUCCUGGCUUACCGUUAUCGUUGAUCUACUCCGUCCUCUCUCGCGCAAUGGUUAUGUAAAACUCAAUUCUACCAAUCCACUUGAGCAGCCAAUUAUCAACCUCAACUUCUUCUCCAAUGAUUUGGACCUCGUCGCCCUGCGUGAAGGAUGUCGAUAUGUGGAUGAUAUCCUAAUGAACGGCGACGGAAUGAAAGAUAUCAUAGGGGAGGAUUAUCCAUGGCCCAUGCCCAGAAAUAGCGAUGAGGCUAUGAAUAAGAUGAUUUUAGAGAGAAGUCAGACUGGAUUCCAUCCAUGCAGAACUGCCCGCCUCGGGAAAUCCAUCGAGCAAGGUGUCGUUGAUCACGAACUUCGGGUGUUUGGUGUUAAGAAUCUUCGUAUCACUGAUGCAUCCGUCUUCCCCGUCAUUCCAGAUUGCCGAAUCCAGAAUGCUGUUUACAUGGUUGCUGAAAGGGGUGCUGAUUUUAUCAAGGCUGCUCAUCCGGAUCUAUACCAGUAA
This is a messenger RNA of Botrytis byssoidea, 1644 nucleotides long. RefSeq lists its product as uncharacterized. Gene Ontology annotation, molecular function: oxidoreductase activity, acting on CH-OH group of donors; flavin adenine dinucleotide binding. The coding region runs from base 1 to 1644 and encodes 547 amino acids. NCBI's taxonomy places the organism in Eukaryota, Fungi, Ascomycota, Leotiomycetes, Helotiales, Sclerotiniaceae. The transcript is spliced from 4 exons. The record is from RefSeq and is a predicted model, not a curated record.